This is a messenger RNA of Acanthoscelides obtectus, 312 nucleotides long. The record is from the annotation of a GenBank genome assembly. Lineage: Eukaryota; Metazoa; Arthropoda; Insecta; Coleoptera; Chrysomelidae.
AUGGCAAUUUUGAACAGCAAUAAAUUGUUUUUGUCGGUCAUUUCACUUACGAGUUUAUUAAGAAGUUCAUUUUCACGUAACAAUCGAUCAUUUUCUUUCAUAAGAUCGCUUAUUACAACUUCAUUCUGUGUCUUACGUUCCUCGCUCAGAAUAAUAGCAAUUUUCACAUACAAAAUCACUAUCUCUGGGUAUUUCUUCAUCUGCACACUUUUGAUGAACCACAUUUUCGCAUUUCACACACUUAUAACUAUUUUUUGCGGCUUUUUUGUUGCAUUUUAUGCAUUUUUCACUAGACAUGUUUUCGUUAUGUAG